AUCCUUGCUUUCCUAGAAAUUAGAGCGCAUCCCUGCUUUCGAAAUUGAAGCGUUGAGGCAUCCCUGCUUUCGAAAUUGAAGCAUUGAGGCAUCCCUGCAACUUCAUCGAGAGUGGUAAUCUGGGCAGGUUCUUGUCUGCGGGCUUGAUUGGAAACAGUUAGAAGGAUCCUUCAAGGGCAGACUAGCAAUUUAUUUUCCAGAUGUGGACGUCGCGUAUCCUACGUGAAUACAGAUGCCUUAAUUGGAUCAAGUAGCUAGACGCGGACUCUUGUGGAGAGUCACAUUCAGUCCUCUUUUGCGACACCUUUUGCUAGUCGUCAUUCCGGUGCAAAUCACAAGAGGCACGCCUUUCAAAAGUUAGUGCUGGGAAACAUAUCCAGGGAGUAAGUGGGGUUGAGGUUCCGCAAUAGUGACUCAUACGCACCUGUUGGGGGGACUUUCUAUGGUUUUUGACCAGUUGUUGAAUUAUCUCCAGAGCUCUUUCUAUGUUGAGACCGUCAGAAGUGGUACCUGCAUAGCCUUUUGACCUGCAACGAGUAGUUAACCAAUCAAAGGAUACAUCAGGGAUGACUGCGCCGUUUUCCAUCGCUGCCCUGCAAGAAGACUUGGCAGCAGCGAAGGCGCAUUUUGAUAAGUGGGCCAUUGCGAGGUUGAAUGCGUUGGAGGACGCAAAGGUGGAGCAUGUGGACCUCAUGCGGGAGGCAGAUGGAAGGGUCCAGGACUUGAGCGAAGAGGAGGAGAAGCUGAAUGAGACGGCGGCGGCGCUGCAGAAAUUGUUGGAGGAGCAGCGCGUGAGCCUGGAGCACUACCAGAAGGAGUUGGCGGAUAUCCGGGAGGAGGAGGCGAGCCUUCCGCCCCGGCUGGCAGAUUUGGAGGACACUGUCAGCAAGGAAAAGCAGGAGAUUGACAAGGAGAUCAUCGAGCUGGAGGACGAAGGGGCCGUGAAGGAGUCAAAGGCCGAGGCGCUGCUCUUAGGGGACGAACUGUAUCGGAAGCACUUGGGACUGCGCUUCGAGCACACGCCGAGGGAUCUUCUCAGGCUUGUCUUCACACAGAUUGACCCAAGGGAUACGAAGCGGGAGUUCUCGUGUCAGCUGCACGUCACCUCAACAUACACGGUACUAGAUUGCAGUCCGCAAGUUUCUGGUAUCGAAGAGCUGCAAACAAUGGUAAACGAAACGAACGAUUUCUCCCUGUUUGUGCGGCUUUUACGGAGGAAGUUCAAGGAACUCGUAAGUACUUAGUUAGAUUCUUGGUUCGGCCCACUGUGAGCUGAGGAGUAGCGCAAAUUGGCUGAGUCGAGUAAACAUUCGCACAUUCAACUUUAUUACUUGUACAGCCUGGGAUUGCGUGACCAAAGAGUGUUGGCAAUCGCAUUUAUGCCGACCCCAAAAGGACAGUCAGAGCAACAAUUAGAUGGAAAGCAGUCCACCAGUUGCAUGCAUGCAUCGGAGCUUCAAUGGCUGAAUUAGAGGCCGCCAGUGGCCACGCUCGACCAU
This is a messenger RNA of Klebsormidium nitens, 1499 nucleotides long. The record is from the annotation of a GenBank genome assembly. NCBI's taxonomy places the organism in Eukaryota, Viridiplantae, Streptophyta, Klebsormidiophyceae, Klebsormidiales, Klebsormidiaceae.